Messenger RNA from Amblyraja radiata (thorny skate), 2085 nucleotides. It is a transcript of the gene adsl, whose product is annotated as adenylosuccinate lyase. The coding region runs from base 98 to 1573 and encodes 491 amino acids. Gene Ontology annotation, biological process: 'de novo' AMP biosynthetic process. Gene Ontology annotation, cellular component: cytosol. The transcript is spliced from 13 exons. NCBI's taxonomy places the organism in Eukaryota, Metazoa, Chordata, Chondrichthyes, Rajiformes, Rajidae. The record is from RefSeq and is a predicted model, not a curated record. Gene Ontology annotation, molecular function: N6-(1,2-dicarboxyethyl)AMP AMP-lyase (fumarate-forming) activity; (S)-2-(5-amino-1-(5-phospho-D-ribosyl)imidazole-4-carboxamido) succinate lyase (fumarate-forming) activity.
UUGGGGGCGGUGACGUGCCCGGUGUGGCGGAGGCGCGCGUUGGAGGGCCAGGGCGGGCUAGUGGGCAAAGACACUACGAUCUUUGCUAGCGGGUGUCAUGGCGCUGCCUGCAGGAGGAGAAGCGGGGGGCGGCGGAGACGCGGACCUCGGGCGCUACCGUUCGCCCCUGGUCAGCCGGUACUCGUCCCCGGAGAUGGCCUUCAACUUCAGCGAGGCCAAGAAGUUCAACACGUGGCGCCGGCUCUGGCUGUACCUGGCCAGGGGCGAGAGGAUGUUGGGAUUGCCGAUCACCGAGGAGCAGCUCCAGGAAAUGGAGUCAAAUCUGGAAAACAUUGAUUACAAGAUGGCUGUCGAGGAGGAGAAGAAGCUGCGUCACGAUGUGAUGGCCCACGUCCACACGUUUGCCCACUGCUGCCCCAAGGCCGCUGCCAUCAUCCACCUUGGAGCCACCUCCUGCUACGUCGGGGACAACACGGAUCUGAUCGUUCUCCGCGAUGGUUUCGACAUCCUCCUGCCCAAGCUGGCGCGAGUCAUCAGCCGUCUGGCGGACUUUGCCCAGGAGCACGCCACUCUCCCAACCCUCGGCUUCACCCACUACCAGCCGGCCCAGCUGACCACGGUGGGGAAGCGCUGCUGCCUCUGGAUCCAGGACCUGUGCAUGGACCUGAGGAACCUGGAGCGCGCCCGUUCCGAGCUGCGUUUCCGGGGGGUGAAGGGAACCACGGGCACCCAGGCCAGCUUCCUGCAGCUCUUCGAGGGAGACCACUGCAAGGUCGAGGAGCUCGAUCGCCUGGUGACGGAGAUGGCCGGAUUUCAACAGACCUACAUGGUGACGGGACAGACGUACAGUCGCAAGGUGGACAUCGACUCUGUGGCCGUACUCUCCAGCCUUGGAGCCUCAGUGCACAAGAUCUGCACUGAUAUCCGCCUGCUGGCAAAUCUGAAGGAGAUGGAGGAGCCCUUUGAGAAAGAACAGAUCGGCUCCAGCGCCAUGCCCUACAAGAGGAACCCGAUGCGCAGUGAGCGCUGCUGCAGCCUGGCCCGCCACCUCAUGAUGCUGGUCCUGGACCCGCUGCAGACCGCAGCCGUGCAGUGGUUCGAGCGCACGCUGGACGACAGCGCCAACAGGCGCAUCUGUCUGCCCGAGGCGUUCCUCACGGCAGACGUGAUCCUGAGCACACUGCAGAACAUCACGGAGGGGCUGGUCGUUUACCCAAAGGUGAUUGAGCGUCACAUCCUUCAGGAGCUGCCCUUCAUGGCGACCGAGAACAUCAUCAUGGCCAUGGUGAAGGCCGGGGGGAACCGGCAGGAUUGCCACGAGCGGAUCCGCGUCCUCUCCCAGCAGGCGGCGGCCGUGGUCAAGCAGGAGGGGGGCGACAACGACCUGAUGAGCAGGAUACGCAGCGACCCCUACUUCAGCCCCAUCCACGGGCAGCUGCAGCUGCUGCUCCGCCCCAGCUCCUUCAUCGGCCGCGCCCCACAGCAGGUUGUCCGAUUCCUGGAGCAAGAGGUGCGGCCGAUGCUGGUCCGGUACGCCAGCCAGAUGGAGGGAAAGGUGGAGCUGGAGCUGUGAGAAACGGCGAAGAACAGUAGUGGUCCCCGCACCUCGGUGUUGCCGUUCAUUCAAGACAUGCGGGGCAAGGCACGGGUGGGAAUCAUGCUUUUGAUUUGUGUUCUGCUUGACUAGAGAGUGUUAAUGUGUACAGGUUCUCCCAAGGUUUACGAGAGCUCACGAUACAGAGAUCCCACACAUAGGAACGAGUGCUGGGGACGGCAAGGUGGAUUACAGAAAGAUUCUGCUGUGUGGGAACUCAGUUCCCGGUAACAUCAUUGCAUCUUGCAGAGAAAUCUAGCUGAGUUAAACCCCCUAGUUUUAACUACACAAUGGCCUUAAUAGGCCAACGCUUUUUUAAUAUAUUAGAAACAAGGAACUGCAGGUGCUGGUUUACCAAAAAAAAUGGAGCAAAGUGCUGGAGUUACUCAGUGAGCCAGGCAGCAUCUCUGGAGAACAUGGAUAGGUGAUGUUUCGGGUUGGGAGAGUGUAAAAGCAUCUCAAGCUGAAGCAUCAUCUAUCCAUGUUCUCCA